GUAAGAUCUCUAAUCACAACUCAGCUUAUCUCUUAUCGCUUCUAUUAAUAUCGUUCCGAGGAUUUCCAUUAUCAAGUUGGAUUUAAAAAAAAAAAAUUAACUGGCGUUGAUCAAUUGGGAUUUUUGCAGGCAAUGGUUACCCGAAUUUCAGUGUUUGGGUCUCGAAAUUAACGAAGAAGAGAUCCGGCAUUUAUCAUCCGAGGGCUGGAUAUAUAGAACGGUUCCAUGGUGGAAUCCGGCGCCGGCACAGGGGCGUCGGCGGCGGAGGAGAUUCUGCCCGAGAGACGCUGUGUCUCUGCCGGGCUGCUUUUCGGGAAGUACGAGCUGGGGAAGCUGGUGGGUUGCGGGGCCUUCGCGAAGGUUUACCACGCGCGUGACGCGCGUACGGGUCAGAGCGUGGCCAUCAAGGCCGUGAGCAAGCAGCGGCUGGCGAAGGGCGAGCACCACGCGCUCGUUAAGAGGGAAAUCGCUAUCCUGCACCGCCUGCGUCACCCCCAUAUCGUGCGCCUCUUCGAGGUCCUCGCUACGAAGACGAAAAUCUAUUUCGUCAUGGAGUUCGCCAAAGGCGGAGAGCUCUUCGCGAAGAUUUCCAAGGGGAGGUUCAGCGAGGAUCUCAGCCGUCGGUAUUUCCAGCAGCUAAUCUCCGCCGUCGGAUACUGCCAUUCCCGCGGCGUGUUUCACCGGGAUCUGAAGCCGGAGAAUCUCCUCCUCGACGAGAAACUCGAUCUCAAGGUCUCCGAUUUCGGACUCAGCGCCGUCAACGAUCAGAUCCGGCCCGACGGACUUCUCUACACCCUCUGCGGCACCCCCGCCUACGUGGCGCCGGAGAUUCUCGCCAUGAAAGGCUACGAUGGCGCAAAGGCUGACGUCUGGUCGUGCGGCGUCGUUUUGUUCGUCCUCAACGCCGGUUAUUUGCCCUUCAACGACCCCAAUCUCAUGGUCAUGUACCGGAAGAUCUACAAGGGAGAGUUCCGCGUCCCGAAAUGGACAUCGCCGGAGCUCCGGCGACUUCUGACCCGGCUUCUCGAUACGAACCCGGGGUCGAGGAUCGCCGUCGAUGAGAUCAUCAACGAUCCGUGGUUCAGACAGGGAUACGACGAGAAAAUGUCGAGAUUCCACCACGAGGAUGCCGAUUUGAAGCUACCAUCGAGCCCUCGGGGCGGAGAGGAGAGGGGCAGGAGGCGGGUGAACGCCUUCGACAUCAUAUCAGGGUCACCGGGAUUCAAUCUAUCGGGCCUGUUCUCGGACAAGAGCGAGUGGGAGGGGAUGGAGAGGUUCGUGUCGGGGGAGACGCGGGAGAAGGUGAUGGAAGAGCUGGAGGAGGUGGCGAAGGCGGAGAAUCUGACGGUGGUGAAGGAGGAGGAAUGGGGGCUGAAAAUGGAGGGGCAGAAGUGUAAAUACGUGAUGGUGGUGGAGAUAUACAGGUUGACGGAGGAGCUUGUCAUGAUAGAGGCGAGGGUGGGAGGAUGCGGCCGUGAAUUGUGGAGAGAUACGAUACGGCCUCGUCUUCUUCGGCUCGCUCACAACAAACCCCUCGCGUUGGAUUAGACGAACCACAGGCGGCGGAGAUUUAGGAGCCCAAAAGUGAGCUUGGUCGGGGUCACAUUGUCCAUGGCAAUGGUGGAAUCAGGUGGUGAAUUGUUAACAUUGAUGGGAAUAUAAUUAUUUCAUCUGUCCAGAAACUAGAUUGGGAUGAAAAGAGAGUUUAACUAGAAAGGUGUUGGCUUUAUGUUAUGGCGCUGUACUUCUCAUUGAAGCAAAGUGAAAUUAAUUUGUAGGACCCAAAUCUCCAACAAUUCCCCCCUGUGAAUAAAUUAUUCUCAUUCAUACGA
Tarenaya hassleriana is the source of this 1832-nucleotide messenger RNA. Its product is annotated as CBL-interacting serine/threonine-protein kinase 14-like. The coding region runs from base 226 to 1548 and encodes 440 amino acids. Gene Ontology annotation, biological process: protein phosphorylation; signal transduction. The transcript is spliced from 2 exons. Lineage: Eukaryota; Viridiplantae; Streptophyta; Magnoliopsida; Brassicales; Cleomaceae. The record is from RefSeq and is a predicted model, not a curated record. Gene Ontology annotation, molecular function: protein kinase activity; ATP binding.